CAAAGCAGCAACAGCUUCAUACAUAGUUCCAAUUCAAUCCCAUAACAUAAGAGAAUGGGCAUUAUAUCCAAGGAAGUGAUGGACAACCACUCCCUUGACACAUGUAUGGCCCUCCCCCUGCAGGCUUUAGCAUUGAAAGUGGACGAUAGAACCAGAAUGAAAGAUCUUGAAGAGAGAGCUCGAAUGGCGCUGCGAGAAGCUUCUUCGGAUACGGCAAGCAUUAUGAAGUUGAUAGAUACGAUGCAGCGGCUGGGACUGGGAGACCAUUUCGAGCAAGAGAUCAACACAAUACUGCAAGCAUUCUCAGAUAGCAACUUGGACCAAGAAGAUCUCUUCACCACCGCGCUAUGUUUCCGCUUGCUUCGACAAAACGGCUAUCAGAUCAGUACAAAUGUCUUUCAAAGAUUCAUGGACAACAGUGGGGCAUUCAAGCAGCUGUUGAGUAAAGACAUAGAGGGAUUGUUGAGUUUGUAUGAAGCUUCACAUUUGGGUGCAUGUGGGGAAAGUGUAUUAUUGCAAGCCAUGGAAUUCACAAAGACUCACUUAAGACAAUCGAUCCCAUUUACGGAAAAUGGCGAUGGCAAACAUGUCCUUGAGGCCAUAGAGCUUCCAAGGCACUUGAGGAUGGUAAGGUUGGAAGCUAGAAGGUUCAUUGAAGAAUAUAGCAAGAGAAGUGACCAGAACUCUUAUCUGCUAGAACUAGCCAAGCUGGAGUACAACAAGGUUCAGGCAUUGCACCAAUCAGAGUUGGCUGAGGUUACCAGUUGGUGGGAGGAGUUGGGGCUUGCCAAGAAGCUCAGUUUUGCUCGCGACCGACCCUUAGAGUGCUAUUUCUGGACUGUUGGAAUUCUUCCAGAGCCGAAGUACUCAGAUUGCCGAAUCGAAUUAGCUAAAACCAUUGCCAUUUUGUUGGUCAUCGAUGAUAUGUAUGAUAGUUAUGCCCCUCUAGAUGAACUUGUCAUCUUCACAGAGGCAAUUCGGAGAUGGGAUCUUAGUGCUAUGGAACAGUUGCCAGAGUAUAUGAAGAUCUGUUACAUGGCUUUGUACAAUACUAACAAUGAGAUCGGAUACAAGAUCCUCAGAAAACAUCGACGCAAUGCCAUUCCCCACCUAAAAAGGACGUGGAUAGACAUGAUGGAAGCGUAUCUAGUUGAAGCAAAAUGGUUCAAUGAAGGAUAUGUGCCCAAGUUAGAGGAGUACUUGGAAAAUGGGGUUACAACAGCAGGUUCAUACAUGGCCUUGGUGCAUCUCUUCUUUCUCAUUGGAGAAGGUGUUACAGAAGAAACCAUAGGAAUGAUGGAUCCAUAUCCAAAGCUUUUCUCAAGCGCUGGAAGAAUUCUUCGACUAUGGGACGAUCUAGGAACUGCUACGGAAGAGCAAGAAAGAGGAGACGUAGCAUCAAGCAUAGAUUGCAUCAUAAGGGAGAAGAACCUUUCAUCUGAAGGUGAAGCUAGAAACCUAAUCAAGCAGCUUGUACAAAGCUUGUGGAAAGAUCUUGGGAAUGAGCUUGUGGCUCCAAAGGCAUUGCCCCUUCCAGUCAUCAGAUGUUCUCUUAACAUGUCAAGAACUUCCCAAGUUGUUUAUCAGCAUGGAGAUGACAACAAAUUCCCCAGUGUUGAUGAUUGUGUGAAGUCUUUGUUCUUCACCCCAAUUAGUUUCUAGAUUGAGUGAUUCAUUUAAUUUCUCCUGGUAGCCCAGUCGAUUGAUCCUGGUAAUGUUAUAAUCAAUAGUAAAAUAAGUGAAUAAUUAUAUAUUUUUUAUUCAUUCAUAAUAAAUAUUUGAAUUUGUUAACAAACCGCUUACAAAGCCCUAUUGUUGAGCCAAUUUGCUUG
Diospyros lotus (date-plum) is the source of this 1832-nucleotide messenger RNA. Its product is annotated as monoterpene synthase TPS4, chloroplastic-like. The transcript has 7 exons. NCBI's taxonomy places the organism in Eukaryota, Viridiplantae, Streptophyta, Magnoliopsida, Ericales, Ebenaceae. The record is from RefSeq and is a predicted model, not a curated record. Gene Ontology annotation, molecular function: terpene synthase activity; magnesium ion binding. Gene Ontology annotation, biological process: diterpenoid biosynthetic process. Bases 55 to 1662 code for a protein of 535 amino acids.